AAAAAAAAAAAAAAAAAGUGAAAUAGUGUUUAUGGUACUGUCUUGGGAUAUAUCGACAUACGUGAUAUAUGCAUUGUAAUAUGUAUAAUAUUGAUGAACUCUUGCCUAUACACAACCCUAGCUCAGACUCUCACUCUCCAGUGCUUUUCUGCAUCAGUUACUUGUCAACAGAGGAAACAAACAUAAGUAGGAGUAAUGGCUUCAGUAGAACAGGUCCAUGUACUCUUAACUAUUAUCUUUUUGUGUUUCAGAAGAGUCAACUUAAUAUAUAUAUUUUUAAAUAAUCUUUUUAAGAAAAAUCCCAUUCUUAGCCUGAAAAAUGUUUCCAAAAAACAAAAAGAUGGAACUAACAUGUUUCUGUGUUGUAAGGCUUUCUGCCUUCAAAAUAAAAGCUGAUUUUCAAAUUAGCCUCGUAGGCAUUUGUUUGUAAACCGCAUCCAUUUUAGAGAGGUUUGUUUCAUGUAAAGCGGCUAAUAAUUUAUUCUGCAAGUGAAUUCCAAUUCACCAUGUCUCGUUCUGUUCUGUGCAGACAGAAAAUGGAAAGUGAUGCUGCGAGCUCGUCUUCAGGAGGAAGUCCUCCCCCCAGACAUGAGCCGAGACAAACAGUUCCUCAGCACAGUUUCUAUUUAAACGCCAGCCCGCUUUAUGUCAAGCCCCCAAGAUUCCACCCACCCAGUUACCACAGCGUGACGCUCACUGGAGAACCCUACAGCGCUUUCAGUCCACCUGCUUUCUUUCCCAUGUUUGGUCCUGGUUACACCCAAGAGGGACCCCAAAAACGGAAAAGAACUACUGCGGACUCCCAGGAGAACGAUGCUUCUGCCAAACAGGCAGAAGACAGCAGUAACAGGAAGACAGUGGGCCUCCCCCACAUGGGUGUCCCUUUAGCGCCACGUUAUGUGUCCUCCACACCUUCCAAACCCAUCCCUGGGAUGAUUGACCUGAGCAGGCUGCAGCUACAUCACAGGUUACCAGGUGUACCUGUGCAGGUGAAGCAAGAGCCUCUCAGCCCGUCGCCUGUUUGGCCUCCUUCUCCUCUGCUUCUCCGCCCUCCUUACUACUCAUCACUCCCCCACAGCCUUCUCCCAUAUCCUUUCUUCACGCCCGGGCCUUUCAUGCACCUCCCCUCAGGAGCAUUCUACCCGAAGGAGGAGCCCCGCUCCGAUCAGGUCACUGGGGAGAAAGCUCCUCGCAAUGAAACGAGCAGCACAGAGAAGCUGGGCCUCAGCGUCCACGUGGAUGACAGCUACUACGUGGACGUCGGCGGGGAUCAGAAGCGGUGGAAGUGCCGGAUGUGCGAGAAGUCUUACACCUCCAAGUACAACCUGGUCACGCACAUCCUGGGUCACAAUGGCAUCAAGCCGCACGGGUGUCAUCUCUGUGGAAAGCUGUUCAAGCAGCUGAGCCACCUGCACACACACCUGCUCACACAUCAGGGCAUGAGGCCCCACAAGUGUCAGGUGUGCCACAAAGCCUUCACUCAGACCAGCCACCUGAAGAGACACAUGAUGCAGCACAGCGACGUGAAGCCAUACAGCUGCAGCGUUUGUGGAAGAGGCUUUGCAUAUCCAAGUGAGCUUCGUGCACAUGAGCUGAAGCAUGAAAAAGGGCAGGAGAAUGUGUGCGUGGAGUGUGGACUGGACUUCCCCACACUGGCUCAGCUGAAGAGGCACCUGACCGUCCAUCGUGGUCCCACUUUGUACAGAUGCACUGAGUGCCAAAAGACUUUCCAGUAUCCGAGUCAGCUUCAGAACCACAUGAUGAAACACAAAGACAUCAGACCGUACAUCUGCAGUGAGUGUGGGAUGGAGUUCAUCCAGUCACACCACCUCAAACAGCACACUCUCACUCACAAGGGGGUGAAGGAGCACAAGUGUCGCAUCUGCGGCCGGGAGUUCACCCUGCUGGCUAACAUGAAGCGCCACGUCCUCAUCCACACCAACAUCCGAGCCUACCAGUGCCACAUGUGCUUCAAGAGUUUUGUCCAAAAGCAAACUCUCAAGGCUCACAUGAUCGUGCACUCGGACAUCAAGCCUUACAAAUGCAAGCUUUGUGGGAAGGAAUUUAACAGAAUGCACAACCUGAUGGGCCACAUGCAUCUUCACUCAGACAGCAAACCCUUCAAGUGCCUGUACUGCCCCAGCAAGUUCACUCUGAAGGGAAACCUCACCAGACACAUGAAGGUCAAACAUGGAGUCAUGGACAGAGGGUUGGAUGAAAGAUUGUUUCAGCAGAGAGGAGGACUGUGCCUCUCCGGCUCGAUGGGGCUCCUCUCCCACUUCAGCCAAGAGGAGCCGUUCGACCUCUCGCAGAAGCCCGGCCUGCGCCUCUCCCAGUCUGACGGGGAGAGUGUCCCUGGAAGCUCCUGCCAGGAGGAGGAGGAUGAGGAGAGUUUGUACAGAAGAAGUCAGUACAGCCCUGAGGUGGACCAGCAGGAGACCGCAAGUGAGGAGCAGUACGUCUCUGAGAUGGAGGAGAAACGUCCUGAUGAACUGAGACCGAACAUGAUGCAGGAAGAAGAAAAGUGUUUAAGAGAGGAAAGAGUCGGAGAAGACGUAGAUCCCACAGAUAGCCAAGUGGAGCUUGAGCUGUGUGAUUCAAACACAAAGAGAGAAAAGCAAGAAGAAAGCACAACUCGUAUGCAAACAUGUGAGUUAGUUUCAGAAGAUUGUGAGCAAGAGCAGGUAGACCAAAGGAAACUGCAGCCAGACGUCCUUGAUACAGAUUCUGAGUAGAUCAUCUUGAGUUAAAAAUGGGAGAAAUUGUUCAUUUAAGCCACAAAAAGAGAUUUUUUUUUUGUUAUACAAGUUAAAAAAGAGUUUAUCAAAAAAAAGAAAACAUGGAAUUCUGUAAAAUAAAAUUGCGGUGAAGCAUUUUACUUUUUAAACGUGUCAUGUACUGAUUAAUGUCAUGGAAAAAGGGAUGAUGAGGAUUAAUAGGAGGAAUAAUUAUGCAGUAUUUUGUAAUUAAAAGUCAAAAAAUGUAUUUAAAGCGUUAUAUUUUGUAAUUUCCUUUACAGUGUUGACUCAAAUAUGCCUUUUUUAACUUUCUUUAAUCUUUGAUUAAAAAAAUGGAAAAGUAUUAUUGAUCAUUGAUUGCACAUGAUUUUAAAGUGAUUUUUUUUUCCUUUGUGGGAGUUUAAAACUGUGAACAUUUAAUUUACAAAAACAAAUGAACUGUGAUUUUAUUGUUUUAUUUCUGAAGUAUAAAUCUGUUUUCUUGUAUGUCUGCAUUAUGAUUAUGAUUCUUUUGACCAAAAAUAAAAGCUUGAACCUGCAGAGAGCCUCCUAUUCGUGUCUUCCAAACAACAAUCGUGCUUUUAAAAGACGAAUAAAAGCUUAGAUUUGAGUCGU
This is a messenger RNA of Oryzias melastigma (Indian medaka), 3353 nucleotides long. It is a transcript of the gene znf366, whose product is annotated as zinc finger protein 366. Gene Ontology annotation, biological process: regulation of transcription by RNA polymerase II. The transcript has 6 exons. The record is from RefSeq and is a predicted model, not a curated record. Gene Ontology annotation, cellular component: nucleus. Gene Ontology annotation, molecular function: DNA-binding transcription factor activity, RNA polymerase II-specific; RNA polymerase II cis-regulatory region sequence-specific DNA binding. The coding region runs from base 507 to 2735 and encodes 742 amino acids. Lineage: Eukaryota; Metazoa; Chordata; Actinopteri; Beloniformes; Adrianichthyidae.